CACAAAUGCCAAUUUUAAACACACAAAGCCUUCCGUCUCUCACGAUCAUCAUGAAGGCCUUGAUUGUCCUUAGCGUUUGCUUUUGCUUAACUCUAGCUGCCGAAUCCGAGAAAAAGGAAGUAGCGCAGGAGAGUAAAAAACAAGACAAACGAGGUCUUUACGGCCUUGGUGAUCAUGGUGGAGGAUUCGACCUAGGCGGUCAUGAUUUUGGAGGCGGCGAUUACGGAGGUCAUCACGAACACCACGAACACGUAAAAACUGUCGUAGUUGAAAAGAAAAUUCCAACUCCUUACGAAGUAGUCAAGCAUGUGCCUUACACCGUAGAAAAGAAAGUACCAUACGAGGUCAAAGUACCAGUACCACAACCUUACGACGUGUACAAAAAAGUACCUUAUCCUGUAAAAGAAAUCAUUAAGGUGCCUGUGAUCAUACCACAACCGUACGAAGUUAUUAAAAAAGUACCAUAUGAGGUGAAAGUACCAGUACCCAGACCUUAUGAAGUCAAAGUGCACGUACCACAACCUUAUACCGUUGAAAAGAAAGUACCAGUACCUGUUAAAGUACCAGUCCCACAACCCUACACUGUCUACAAAAAAGUUCCUUACCCAGUCAAAGUUGAAGUACCAUACCCCCAACCUUACACCGUAGAAAAGAAAGUACCCUAUGAAGUUAAAGUACCAGUCGACAGGCCAUACACAGUCCAUGUUCCCAAACCUUACCCAGUUACCGUUGAAAAGCACGUUCCUUACCCAGUCGAAAAACCAGUUCCUUAUGAAGUCAAAGUUCCAAUUGACAAACCAUACCCCGUUAUUGUUCCAAAGCCUGUACCUGUUCACAUUAAAGUACCAGUACCUCAACCUUACACUGUAGAAAAGAAGGUGCCAGUAGAAGUAGAAAAACCUGUUCCAGUGCCAGUUAAGGUACAUGUUGACAAACCAUACCCAGUCAUUAAAGAAGUACCAUACCCAGUAGAAAAACCAGUACCCUACCCAGUCAAGGUACCAGUACAUGUCCCAGUUCACAUUCCUCACCACGAACAUCAAGGUCAUGAUUUCGGCGGUCAUGCCGAAAUCGGUCACGGUGAUUACGGCGGUCAUGAUUUCGGAGGCCAUGGUGACUACCACUGAGAGCAUCGUUGAAGUUGUUGUUACGUCUUUUUAAUUUGUCUUUUAGUAACCAACAAUUUUGAUAUGAAAAACACAGAGCUGUCAAAUACAUGGGCCAGAAAGUGUUCUUCUUUUCUCUAGGAAUAAUUUAGUCAAUUGGUUAUUGUAUUUUUGGUUCUGAUCAGUGUUUCUGAACAAAAUUGUUGCUGACUAAAACUUACAAAGUUGCCACAUCCUUGUUAUGCGCUGUUGUUAAUGUAAGAAAUACUCUCAUUGUUUCAUAAUCUCAUUUCGAAUUUUCUCGAAACCAAGAAGCGUACAGUAUUAUUUAAUAGAAACUGUGUUAAUAAGUGUAUUUAUCUACUUUUAUUAAAUAAAUGAUUUAUA
Molecule: messenger RNA, 1493 nt
Organism: Diabrotica balteata
Lineage: Eukaryota; Metazoa; Arthropoda; Insecta; Coleoptera; Chrysomelidae
Source: the annotation of a GenBank genome assembly